CGUUCGAGUUCGAAACAGUUCGCCAUCUUAUCGAAGGUUUUGCCCGUGUUUUAUCGGUAGAAUAUGGCGGAGAAUGGCAACUGCUCGGUCGAGGGAGGAGCGGGAGAAGAGUCCAUUGAAUACAGGCCGCAGGUUUUCCAGUGUCAGGGCUGCCGAGAGAUCCUAGCCGACUCUCUCGCGCUGAACGACCCUCUGACGGGGCCGAGGGCCUGCUGGGAGAUGAGCUGCCUCUCCUUCACCGCUGUGUCAGAGUCAGUGACAGUUGGAGAGGACCUCACCACUACCAACAACAAGGCAGACAAAGACUAUGGAUGUUUCUACCUGGUCCUGUCCUGUACGCGGUGUGAGUCGGAGAUAGGAAAGAUGUACAAGGCGACACUGCCGGAGUUCGACGCACUCAGAAACCUGUUUGUCAUCAGCAUGGACAAAGUCACCAACUACGACCUUGGGGCAGGUGUCUCGGCCCCCCAGUGUGACCUUGAAGCGAUCGUCUCUGCGCAUGUCAAGAUGGAGAAGCAGAUGGCUAAACUGAGACAUGUGGUGCUGCAACUGUCGGAGCGGCUGACCAUCUUCGAGCAGGCUGUGAAGGAGGAAGACGAAGAACCGGACUCCAAGGAAAACAUCCUCCCAGCCGACAGGAAGUCGGUCUCCAGGGCCAACACCAACACACCUGUGGUGAAACAGGAGAGGUCUUCAUCAGGUACCCCGUCCUCUCGAGGUAGGUCUCACAGGACGUCCCAGGAUCGCCGACACCCGUCCCAGAACGGCUACCGGUCCUCAUCCUCCUCUCAGGAUCACCGCCACCCUUCACAGAACGGCUACAGGUCCCCCUCCUCAUCUCGCUUGCACCGCAGGAAGAAGGCAAGAAUCGCCUCAAUAUCGGACUCAGAGUCAGACUAGGAAUUCCCUGAAAGCUGGUAUGUGUGCCCAACAAAAGCAACACUAACCUCACAUUUUCUAGUAAUGCCAGGUGAUUGGAUAUUUUGUUUUAUCUGUUCAGUUGUAACUUGUAAGAGUCAGACAAGAAGGAGCUCCCUGAGAGAUGGCAUGUGUGUGUGCACAAUAGCAACACUAACCUCACAUUUUCUCUAAGAUCAUGCUGGGUAGUAAUGCCAGGACAGGUGGUUGGAUAUUUCGUUGUAUCUGUUCAGUUGUAACUUUGUAAACUUCUUAUGCUCAUGGUUUUUGCCAGUAUCUUGCAGCUGGUUGCCAUCCUAUCUACACAGUUGUAACUAAGAUCAUGCAAAACAAAAAAAAAUUACACAUCUGCUUUAGAACUUAGUAGGGAAUCAGUGCAAGACAAGCCAAAGAGAUGUUAUAUGCUAUAUUGGUUCAGUUAUUGUGUUAUAUAUCACUCAUAAAGAUGAUGUUAUAAAUAAUAUAAAAAGUUGUUAUAGAAUAUAGAUAUACUAAUGGUUCUUGUUAUUAGCCUGGGGGUCAUUGUCAGUUUAUAUUCACUUCAGUAGAGGAAGUGGACUUAAACCAAGAUGGCAUCUAGA
This is a messenger RNA of Branchiostoma belcheri (Belcher's lancelet), 1499 nucleotides long. Its product is annotated as protein Mis18-alpha-like. Gene Ontology annotation, biological process: chromosome segregation; CENP-A containing chromatin assembly. The record is from RefSeq and is a predicted model, not a curated record. Gene Ontology annotation, cellular component: nucleus; chromosome, centromeric region; chromatin. The transcript has 5 exons. Bases 64 to 900 code for a protein of 278 amino acids. NCBI's taxonomy places the organism in Eukaryota, Metazoa, Chordata, Leptocardii, Amphioxiformes, Branchiostomatidae.